This is a messenger RNA of Andrographis paniculata, 1119 nucleotides long. RefSeq lists its product as uncharacterized. The transcript has 2 exons. The record is from RefSeq and is a predicted model, not a curated record. Lineage: Eukaryota; Viridiplantae; Streptophyta; Magnoliopsida; Lamiales; Acanthaceae. Bases 485 to 886 code for a protein of 133 amino acids.
AGAAUAGAUACAAGCAAUGGGUUGAAAUGAGAUUGCUAGGAACAAAAUAGGGUAAAGAUGUAACGAGAUGCAAAGGUGAAGAGGCACUUUAUUUAUACAGAAUUUUAGAAAUUUGAGCAUUUUUUAAAAAUCAAUUAUGCCUUGUAUUAAAUAUAUAAAAUAUUUUUUCCGCUCACUCAAAGUAUUGACAAGAAUAGAAGAUCAUCAUCAUUGUGCUCUCCGGCACAACCUAAAUCCUUUUCCGAUCGUCCUCCUUAAAUUCUCCGGCGAUCUACCUAUGCUUUAGCACUACCCAUGUCUCCUGAUACAGCAAGUCAACUCUCUACACAGCAGAACCCUACUUCAGGGGUUCUUGGUUCCACCUUCUCUGGAAAUCCAUUUGUUAUCUCAUUGGCUCAUCUAGAAUUGUCAUUAUCGGAUCAACCAUCAAUGAGCUUGGUUCCCCCAACAACUUAUAGAGACAAACUACAUUAUAUGGAGCAAGAUGGUUAUGAGAGUUCUCUCAGCAAAAGGAAAAGAUGGAUUUAUCACUGGAGAAGUUCCAAGACCAGCAGAUCCUAUUGUUGCAUCACAAUGGAAAAUGAUUGACAAUAUGGUAUUGGGUUGGCUGCUGAACUCCAUUUCUCCAUCUAUCACUGUUGCAUUUGGACUGCGCAAUACGAGUUUUGAACUUUGGGAGCUGCAGCUCAAGGACAGCGACGCAGAACGGCAGUUUUGUUCUUCAGCACACAGACCAGCAGCGAGCGAUGGAGCAGCGAAAUUUCUUCGCCAAUUUUUCCUCAACACCGACGAUUCCAAAAUCCACCUUCCAACACCGCAAUAUCCAACUAAAACACCUCGUUCUCCAGGUAAAUGUUUCUUCUCCAAUUUGGUCGAAUUGAGAUGAAUUGGUACAAUAAUAUGAAUAAAAAGUAGAAAAAAAGGGUAAGAAUAAGAUAUAAUCGAUUUUAUAGAUAAGAUAUGAAUGAUGGGAGAGUUUUUGUCAAAUAUCGGAUAUUUUUUACGAACCGAAAAGGUCCUUCCGGAUUGGCCGAGUCGGACCGGACUCGGCUGAUCCAGCGAACCAUGAUCCUGAUGUUUCUGUAAUUUUGAUGCAUAAUGGAUGCAUUAUAAAGGACU